AUGUGGAAUAUUGCCCUGUUGAUACUUUUUGCAAUUCAGAAUGCAUCGGCAUUCAAUUGCAGACUGACCAUGAAAGAACCAAAAGGUGUCAUUGCCACCCCGAAUUUUCCUGACCCUUAUCCAGUGCCCAUCAAUUGCCAAUGGGUGAUUGAAGCCCCAACGGAGAAGGUGAUUGUCAUCUACUUUACCCAGCUUUACAUGCGAGAAGGUCUGAAAGUCACAGAAUAUGCCUUCUACUCCCAAAAUGUGAUGAUGGGAAAGCAUGAAUUUGGGACUAUCAGUUCCGACCGUGAACCGACUUAUCUGGUCAGUAACAAACCCGUCCUGGUUUUAGAGUUUGCUGUUCGUGAACCUGCAAACAUUCACAUGCGCGUGCGAGACUACCUGUUGGAUGUCUUCGGAUUCAAUAUCACUUACGAGUUUCUGUCUAGGAAUGAGAGUGUUCGCAAGGAUCCUUGUAUUGACCAUCACUGUUCCUUUACUGGUAACUGCUACGCAACUGCAGAGUAUGAUAAGUAUUAUUGCAGUUGUUUCUCAAAAUACUUUGGAGAUGAGUGUCAAUAUGAUAGUGACUGCGGACCCACGGCAAGUAGGAACAUGUGUCAAAACGGCGGAACAUGCAGGUAUUAUAUUGGAUCAACGGUAAGGACAUGCGAGUGUCCUCCAGGAUAUGAUGGUGCUAAAUGCGAAACGAAAAAAAUACCAGUUGAAAUAGAAAAUGAUUGCGCAGGUCCCUCUUGCAACGUGACAUGCCUUGAGAAAUCAGCUGAUGGUGAUAACAUCUGCCGUGCCGAGGAAAGAAGAAUGCGUUUUGUUAUUUCGCUGAAACUGACAAACCCAAAAGUAAACACUUUUAUAUUGGAUAGAAAGAAAAUGGAAUCAUUCAAGAAAGAAAUGGAACAUUCGCUUUCCCUUAUGUUUAAAGGGCGAUUAGAAGUCAUGGAAAAUAUCACCGUCAUAGAUGUGAGACAAAAUUCCAUCAUGACAUUCCAUCUCUUGGCAAAAAAGGACGAUGCAGAGGAGCUCAAGUCCUCAAUUGAACAAAUGUUAGAACUUGGAAAAUUGGGAAGUUUUGAUUUUGACCACAAGUAUCAGGAUAUUUAUUUUGAACCAGCUCUUCAUAUUGGUCAGAUAGAGGCGAGUGAACAUAUGCCUGUGGCAGAGGGAACGGAACUCACCUUAGCCUGCAUGGUCCAGGGUUCCCGAGACCUCAAAGUGGAAUGGUUCCGAGACGGACAGCCGGUGCACACACACGACGCUGAACGCAGCAUGUGGAAGGCAAUAGUUCCAAAGAACUCGCAAGAAGAAUAUACGGCUCUCCUAGGGUUUGACAGAGUAGUCAGCUUGGACUCGGGCACGUUCACCUGCCAAGCAACAGACUUUGGCUUCAUCCGCAAUCGUAGCAUCUACGUUUAUGUGCAAUCAGCACCAGUUCCUCAAUUGACACCUAUGACUGCCACAGUUCCAGUAGGGUCGCCAUUGGUCAUCACUUGCUUGAGUCGAGAUGAUGUGUAUGGUGAUUUUGGUUACACUUGGUUAAAAAAUGGUCGUGUCCUCAACCCCAGUGCUGAGCCCGAGAUGGCAGAAGAUUUGUUUCCGGCAGGUAGCAGAAUUUUACUGGCAGAGGCCACAACGUCUGCUGUUUACUCCUGUAUCAUCACAAGUUCUGCAGGAUCGACAAGAAAAGAUAGUGUCAUUACUGUUGUUGAUAGAGAGCGUUCGUUACCAUGCUGUCAACCAGAUGACUAUUUGAAAGUUCGUUGGACGUUAACAGCUGCUAAUACUGAAAAUAUACAGCAAUGUCCAACUGGAUACACAGGAGAUGUUGUUCGAAAAUGCAGUUCAAACGUGAAUUCCUAUGGAGCAGUAUGGGAAGAACCAGAUUUCUCAGGGUGUUUUUCCAAUGGUUUUACGACAAUUAAGAAAAAGGUAGAGAGUCUUCGUUUAGGGUACCUUCUGAGUGAUGCAGCAACUCUUCUUUCCCGACUAAAAAGGUACAUAAUGUCGAAGAAGACGAAGCUCCAUUUCUGCGAGGGGGAACCUAUCGUAGAUGUUUUAGAAGAAAUCCAGGGUAUCAAACACGGAGAGAGGAAAAACCAAGAUUCGUGGCCUACUUUCUUGGACAUAGCCUCUGUUCUGUUAGAAUCGUCUAUAUUCAUUAGAAAACAUUCAAAACUGAUUAAACUUCAUGAGCUUAUCUUCAAGUAUGGGGUUCAAUAUAUUGAACAUUCUAAUGAUGUUAGCUUUGAACUUUUUGAAAGAAAAGUAUUAGAUCUACUGGUGCUUCAAACUCAUCAAUCUCAGAGUGUUCAAGAUCAGUGGAAGAAUUACCAUGCUGCAAAUGUCGCAAUUGCAAGAAGCCAUACCCCAUACCGGGGCCUCCCUGUUGAGUUGGGUAAAGUGCCUGGAGACCUUAAACAAAUAUUGAAACUCCCGUCUCAUCGAUUCUCGCCCGUGAGCAAAUUCGCCGAGAGCCCCCCCUUGCAGUACCCAUGGAUGACCAACUCCGUGGAAAUUGAUCUUUCUAGCUUGAGCUUCAAAAACGCCGAAGGAGGAAAUACUUCCGCAUCUAUUGUAGUAGUAUUUUAUAAAAAUUUAUCUUCUCAUUUGCCUCAAAGAUUUUUCACUAAGAAAGGGGUAGCUGAUGUUGAGUAUCAACUCAUCUCUAGUUUAGUGGGUGUCCAAGUAAGAGGAGAUCUUGGGAACGAUAACAUCAGCAUCAGAAUAUUCCUUACGAGCUUCAAUUACACCACCAGUGAUAAAAACGUUGGAUGGAACAUAUCGUGUGCCAUGGCAGAUUUCAGCCGCGGAACAAUAGAGUUCAAUACAAAUGGCUGUUAUCUAGUCUGGAAUGUGGGAAACAACAGUGUCUGCCAAUGUCACAAGUUAGGAACGUAUGCUUUGCUGCUUACACACUAUGCCCUGCCGGAAGAAAUUCACGCUGAAGUGAGUUUUGACGUUGUAGCCGGAUCAGGUGUUGCCAUCUGUGCCUUUUUAGUGCUUAUUACAAUUUCCAUGCUCUUGUCCUUGUGGAGAAAAGUCCGAGGAGCGAUUGUUGCUCUAAAAAUACAAAUCUGUGUUGCCUUACUUGGAGCUUUUGGAUUGUUUUUCUGUGGUCUAGUCAACCCAAUUUCAGAGGAGUUUUUUUCCUACACUGUAUCCUUGAUUCAAUUUUUUCUACUGACUGCCUUUUCUUUACAAUUGUGCCUAACACUUGCGGUAUACAUUGAAAGUGUUGAACUAAAAAAUGUUCAGUAUUCCUUUGUGAAAAUAGCUGCUCUCGGAUGGGCGAUUCCUGUGAUAAUAGUUGGUGCGACCUUAGCAGCGCAAAGUUUAGAAGGAUAUGUUCUUGAAGGAUGGUGGUUAACACUUGGUUCUAAUUUCUUUUAUGCUUAUACAUCAUCUAUAUUAAUUCUCACUAUGUUCCAGGUUUUAUUGUUCCUUAUAGUUAAGACGGAAGUGAAAAGCCAUGGAAAAGUUGCAGAUUUUUUACAAAGUAAAAAAGUACGAGUUGGUAAUAGCAGGAUAAAACUACUUCAUCGAUCACUUUUGCUAACCACUACGCUCUUAUUUAUGUCGAUGGCCAGUAUUUUGUAUGUAAAUUUUCGACACAAAAUAUAUGAAUACAUUUUCGCAUUUUCAUCCGUGAUGGUGGGUCUAGUUGUGUUUCUCAGCUACACAUUCUGUAGUGAAAGGCAUUUUCUACGGUGUUGCAUUCAAGAAAAGCAUGACCAAGCUAAUGAGCAAGAAGACUCCGAAAUUCGGAGCAGAACGGACUCAUUUAAAAGUUUUCUAAAGCCAGAGAUAGUAGAUGAUCCUUACUCCAGAAAGAUGCACAUCGAUGCUGAAAAAAGAGCGGAACGCAUAAAACGAAUGUAUUCCCAAAUUGAGAAAGCUUCUUUGUCGGAUACCUUAAACUCCCGAGGAGAAGCCUCUGUAGAACUUCUAGGCCAACGUCAUUUCCAACAACCCGAAUCUAUGAUGGAGGACGCGCACACCCCCAUUUUCAAACCGUACCAGCAUCCCGGCGUAUCCAAUGGCAGUCCGCACCACAUGGUCCAGGAAGGAGAUGCUUUUUGUGACCCACUGGAGAGAGGCGAUGGAUACCCCAAGAUGCAAUGGAGAUACGCGAACCACCCUCAUAUCAUGUACGGGUCUCCUAGAACCCUUGGGAAGCAUGAAGGUCCGGCGUGUUCCAAAAGGACCCUCCUUCUAGAUUCCGACCAGCAUGGUAACAUUCCAAAAAGCGAGAUUGGGACUUGUAGCCAAUUUCCCUCCAGCUUCUCCGCUUCUUCAACAUUCGAAUCACCUCAGACUGUGAAAGCAGAUGUUAUCGGCAACGGAGGUGGUUUAUCCUCUUACACAGAAGCGUUCAGUUCAGCGGACAACUUUGAUGAUAGUUGCAGCUUGAAAACAUCUUGCUUCUUGCAACACACCGAUUCCCUGGAGACAGUUGUACAUUGUGACGUCAAACCAAAGUCAGAAGCACCUUUAAGGAGUAUUUCUAGAGACGCAAAUACCCCGCGUACUCAGUCAUGGAAUAUGACUACGGUGUGAUGUUUGUUUUUGUCCUUUGAAAGGAAAACUUUUUACUACUGUUCCACGUUUGCUGACACUCUUCCACGUCUCUUCGAGGAACUUCCAGAUAGUGCUCAAGUUUGCACGGCAUUAACAAUGAAAUGCCUAAAUGGAGCUCAGAACAUUUUAGUAUUUUUUUAACGCACCAAGAGUUAAAAUGUUUUUAGGAGCUUUUUCAUACCAACUUGAUUAAAAAGUCAAGAAAUAGAAAUGGUGGUCUUUUAAAAGAUAAUUUUGAAUAUUGAAUAUUACCUAAAUUACUCUAUUAUUAUUUCUACUCCUUUUUAAACAUAAUAUGAGCCAGCAAUCUAAAACAGAGAAAAUUGAAAGAAACUAAAACCUCACUUUUAAUCAAUGAAUUUCAACACUUUAAUGAAGAUUUCAUAAAAAAUAUUAAAUUUUCUGGUACUUAAAAAGUUUUCUAGAACAAAGAAACUCAUUCACUAGUUCGGUGGAACCGACAACGGUCCGCAUAAAAAUUUGACCGAUCAUCGAAGUCCACAUAAAAAAAGUUUUUAUUCAGAUAACAUGUAGUAGAUUACAGGUAGUAUUUUUAACGUUGAUUUUGCGAUUACUUUUUGAAAUUUCUUGUGGUUUUUCUUAUAGGUUUACCAACUUUGCUCUUUAACGAUAAAGUGAAAAUUGGAGCAAUAUAUUGAAUAGUAAGGCUAACUUAUCACUUACUCUCCGAAUAGACAAAUUUAAUGAAUGAAAAAUAGUAGUAAUGCUUAAUUAAUGAUAAGAUUUCAAGUUUAAUAACGUUGAACCUAUACGAUUGCUUCAGAAAGCACUUAACUGAAAACAAAACAAAAUGAAUGCAAAGUUGAAAUUUUCAAGAAUAUAGACAUUAAAAAAAAAUAAUUCAAUUUCAAGAAAACAAAUUGGAAACGAUUCAUGUGUUCUAUAUUGUACUGACUUUUUUGUCAAUGUUCACAUAAAUAGAAGUUUUGAUGAACUAUACACAUAAAAUAUUGUUUUUCUUAAUUCACAUAUCAAACAGCUCUUUUAAAGGGCGGGGUGGUUGAAUUAACAAAAGUAUAUUUAAUCUAUUUUAAAGUAACGUUUUAUUAGGUUUUACAACAAGCUUAUUCUGUAGAGAGCGCCAUGAAAUUGAUAUAUUUUUGCUGAAUCACACGCAAUAAAAAAAAUACGGAAUAAAAUACAAUAUGACUUUCGCAUUUAAGGGUGAAAUCAUUCAAAAACGUUUCGAGCAUGUUUGAAAGAACAUCUUUUCUAUUUCUUCGGUUGGAAAAGCGAGUUUUCUAAACAACUGUGUUUUACAUUUUGCUAAUUGUCAUACAAAAUAUUGUAAUACACUUUGAUCUCAAAACUAGUAUCGUCUUACAUCAUUGAUUCAUAUGCUUUUUAAUACUUGCAUUGCGAACAUUUGAUACACGUCCUUUUAGUAUGUUUUGCAUAUUCCCAUCUGUAACAUAUCAUUCAUUACAUCAUGUGUAACAGUAUAUGUUGAGUAGAGAUGAAAAAAAUUGUUC
This is a messenger RNA of Uloborus diversus, 6071 nucleotides long. RefSeq lists its product as uncharacterized. Gene Ontology annotation, biological process: G protein-coupled receptor signaling pathway; cell surface receptor signaling pathway. The coding region runs from base 1 to 4557 and encodes 1518 amino acids. Lineage: Eukaryota; Metazoa; Arthropoda; Arachnida; Araneae; Uloboridae. Gene Ontology annotation, molecular function: G protein-coupled receptor activity. Gene Ontology annotation, cellular component: membrane. The record is from RefSeq and is a predicted model, not a curated record. The transcript has 30 exons.